AUCGAGGUCAGGUGACUUCACCUCGUUUGCUUGAGGUCUCUACUUAUUGUGCGGAAAUGGCCCCAAAGGGUUCGCCUGAUAAAGCGCUCGCCGCGAUCCUUCCCCUCAUUUCCAGUGGACAGGCAUACGAGGCGCACCAGAAAGCUAGGACGUUCGCGUCUCGCUAUGUGAAAGCGCGAGCAUUUGACACUGCUGCACAAGUCUUAUUUCAAGCAGCUAAGGAGCUCCUGAAAGCCGGACACGCUGGGAGCGGCUCGGACCUUGGUGUUUAUAUGAUUGAUGUGUAUCAUGAAAUGGAACAAGAAGUGAACGACGCGUCAAGAGGAAACGUGACACAGCUCAUUGCUCUGGUUGGAAGACAAGGAACUUGGAGAAAAGUGCUGAUAGAAAAAGCAGUCGCGUGGUCAUCAGACUUUACAGGGGACCCGGCUGGGGAUCCUGUGCUUCAUUAUCAUAUUGGGGAACUUUUAGUGAAAGAGGGUUCAUUCGAGCUAGCGGAGCGCCACUUCAUUGCUGGUGGCACGCGCGACUGCGCCCGACUACACGCCACAAUGAUGGCCAAAUGGGUACAAUCUGACCCAGAGCCAGCGCGAUUUGCAAUAAGAGGCGUGCUGCCGUACCUAUUGUUGCAAAACAUAUUGUGCUCUCGGAUCAUCCUCUCCAAAUUCAUCGGUCUCUUAUCUCAAUCUCGACCAACUCUCCUCCUUCACCCACCUCUCCCUCUCCCUCUAGAUGAUGAGGUCUUGGUUACAUCUGACCCUGCCCUGAAUUUUCUCCAGCUUCUAAUCCGGGUCUGCCAGCGAGGAGAACAAUCUCCACCAUCAAGUUCGCAGCCAUUACCCGCUCGAACUGCGUGGUUAAAGCUGGUGGCGCAAUACAAAUCAUCAAGUCCGGUCAUCUCCGAAGUCUUCUCAAACCAAGUCAAUACUCAGAUUGGGCAAAUAUACUUCGGCUUUUCGGUGCGGAAGCUUACGACUCCAUGGGAUAUGAUUAGUGGGUUACUCGGAGGCGGAGACUCGGGCUCACCAUCAUCACCGCGAGGUGGUCGUGGGCAGGCUAGAGGUAGCCUACGUAGAACAUCAACGGGACCCGAAUUGGAUUAAAG
This is a messenger RNA of Cantharellus anzutake, 1105 nucleotides long. RefSeq lists its product as uncharacterized. Gene Ontology annotation, molecular function: protein binding. The transcript is spliced from 6 exons. The record is from RefSeq and is a predicted model, not a curated record. NCBI's taxonomy places the organism in Eukaryota, Fungi, Basidiomycota, Agaricomycetes, Cantharellales, Hydnaceae. Gene Ontology annotation, biological process: protein insertion into ER membrane. The coding region runs from base 57 to 1103 and encodes 348 amino acids. Gene Ontology annotation, cellular component: cytosol.